Pseudo-nitzschia multistriata is the source of this 2525-nucleotide messenger RNA. The record is from the annotation of a GenBank genome assembly. NCBI's taxonomy places the organism in Eukaryota, Bacillariophyta, Bacillariophyceae, Bacillariales, Bacillariaceae.
GGAUUCUUGAUUCGUUCCCGCAUUCAGGUUCAAAGAUUCCUAUGUACGACCAGACUUACAGGUACGACCAGACCUACAGGUACGUACGUACGGUACGUGAAUUGCGAUCACAACUAUCACAAUGCGCACAAAGGACAAUGCAAUGAUCGCGCGAUUCUCACUCACGCUACAGUACCGUACGUACCGGUACAUUAAAAUAAUAAUAUCAUUGGGUCGGAUGCCAAACGUACGUCAGACAGAACAAAGAGAACAUCCUAAUCAUGAACAUAUGGUAUCUCUCUUAAAUGGAUUGUCCGCGCGCCACCACAUGGACGUUCUCUGAUAGUUUUGACGUUGGGAGCCUCUUCGUUUUGGUUUUCGUGAAAGCAUCCACAGAAAACCAUCAACGCACGAUGGUUUCGCUCUGGCAAACAAAAUCGACGCCGCACCAAAUCCUCGUCGUCUCGUCGGAGCUCCUCCGAAACCGCACAAAAAGGCUUCCAGCAGCCUCUUCUUCUCCGAAGGUCCUCGGAUCGCUAAUGGCCGACGCAAACCAUGGUUUUGUCUGUUUCUUUUCACGAUUGAAAAUGGUUUUACGAUUAGAAAUGGUUUUGAAACCAUUUUCUUCCGUAACAUUCGUACCAGCCCCACGCAAAUGGUUUCCGUUUCGCAACUGGUUAGCGAUGUAUCAAAACCAGUUCGAAACCAGUUCCUCUGUAACAACACUACCAGCCCUACGUAAGAUGAAAAGUCGUAAAUCUUGCGUCCUGUUGAACUUGUACCAUGAUCUACUCGAAGAUCUUGCAAUCGCAAUCCAAAAAAGUUACUUUUCUCUCAUUCCGGUCCAUUUCGACCCACUUUGCUUUUCAUUUCUCUCUUCUCACAAUCGCAUUCAGAGGAUGAUCACCUCAGUGUAAAUGCCUGAAUCAACCAGCGGGUAGUGUUUGGGUAAGGGAAGUAGCCUGGCAAAGACCAGGACGCUUGGGGGAGACGACCAUGCAUGCGGCAUGGAAGUCUCUCAACGUGUAACACCCCUCCCAUUCACCAUGAUCCUUAUUUAGCUGGAAGACAGGAUAGUCGUAAGUGGAACCCUGAGGGGCGGGAUAAGGAUUGGGAACCCAUGGCCGUUGAACUGGAAAGAGCUAGCCCUUGUUGCCGCUAGCCCCCUGCCAGGCGGAAGACCAUGGCCAAUCCGACUCUAAAUUGAGUGCCCGCCUUAAACAAGGCCCCGACAAAGCAUGUUAAUCGUGAUCUGGACCACACCGCCGGGAGGCGCGCGGUGUGGUUUCGCACUCUGAAGGUGAGGGAGAAUGUAAACGCCAGUGUAAACCACCAAGGGCCGUAGACCAUUGCAUAGGAAGUAGCCUACCACAGAGGGGGACGCUAGGGUAAAAUCUGAUGAGCGAUUCAGCAGAUGGAAACCUGACAAUCCUAUAGCAAUGGGGCUUCAACUUGGCGGGCUGGUUAGUCACACGCAAAAGCGUGAGAAGACAGAUGCAUGGAUAUUAUCAUAUCUGGUUAAUAAGGGUAAGGUAGGGGUAGCGGUAGCCGUGCCUAGCACAGGGCCGACCCCUCCGCCCGCCGGAACAGUGUCGAAUAGCCUGUGGGUACACAUGAUCAUCUUGUCCUGACAUACAUUCUCUCUCUGGGCACCGAGGCAGUAGCCGAGGGAACCUAAACAAGCAACAAAAAAAAACAAAAAAACAACAAUCAACCAACGAAGCGGAGCGGAGCAACGGUAAGUGACGGAACAGAAAUUGCGGCGGUCGGGGAAGGGACAUGGGACGCACCCGGCGGCACGGGAUUUCGACACCGCCUGCGGCGCGCACGCACCGAGAUGGUUCGUCGAUUCGAUUCGAUUCGAUUCGAUUCGAUGCAAUGCGAUUCGAUUCGAUUCGAUUCGAUUGGAUCCCGGCCUUGCAGGCACCUUCGCCGUUGCCGCCGUGGAGGCAGGCUCUCUGUUUGGCAGCAAACCCCGUGCCCGGAAGAUCAAGGCGAAAGGAACGGUGCAGGCGAGGACAACGUGCGGAACGCAACAUUGUCGGAACGCAGCGUUCGUUGCGGAUUCGCAGCAGUACCAGACGAUCCGAUGGGGGAAACAAACGAUCGCGCAUUCCCGAUGCGCCGUACCGCAAAUGCUAGCACUUCGGAUGCCGCCGACCGGGCCUUCCUUCGAACAGAUCCGGGCGGCGGAAAGUGCUGUGCAAUGAAAUGCCCAAAAGAGCAAACGCUUCCAAAUGAAUGCGAUGGGGAAUACUAAGAGCAGAUGUUUCCUAAUUACAACUAUCGUGGAUCGCAUCGAUCCGAAACACCACCGGUUUCGUCUCAUCCCCGACUCGCAUUAUCAAUAAUUCGCACGACAGCGCCUUCUACCGGUCCGACGUACUACUCUAUUCCUGUAUCUUUCUCAUAGUCCUUCCGGGGAUAUGUCGUUUCAUUUUUCUGUGGUAUAGCAACGCAAAGCCGUCUUUCAAGAUAAUAUUCUGUCGUCAAAGGGGACAUGCGAUUGCAUUGCAUUGCAUCGAAUCGUAUCGUAUCGUUUGUAU